AUGGCAUGCCUUGGUGGAGCUUCUACGCUUCUCGGCAUAGCUCGCGCCUGUCAUGUCAAAAAGACCUUCAACACCCUCCUCAAGCUCACUCUACUCUGCGCGUGCAUAACCGUACUCGUCCUCCGCGGCACCAUCGGCACUACCGGCAACCCCAACUUCACUCAAACACACGCUCUGGGACCCAGAAUCUCAAACUGGGACGAACAGAGGAAAAAUUGGCUCGUGAAAAACCCGGAAUUUCCCAGUCACGUGGACGGGAAAGCUCGGGUUUUGUUGGUAACCGGGUCGCCUCCCGGGCCUUGUGAUACCCAAAUAGGAGAUCACUAUCUUUUGAAGUUUAUAAAGAAUAAGAUCGAUUAUUGUAGGAUUCACGGCAUUGAUAUUGUGUACAAUAUGGCUCUUUUGGACGAGGAGCUUUCUGGGUGCUGGGCAAAACUCCCGUUGAUUCGGCGGCUGAUGCUGUUUCACCCAGAGGUGGAGUGGAUAUGGUGGAUGGACAGCGACGCUCUGUUUACAGAUAUGAUUUUUGAGAUUCCAUUUUUCAAGUACGAUAAUUAUAAUUUGGUUCUUCAUGGUUUGCCGGAGUUGUUUAACCAGAAAUCGCGGGUCGCUUUGAACACGGGGAGUUUUCUGUUGCGGAAUUGCCGGUGGUCGUUGGAUUUGCUGAAUGCUUGGGCGGCUAUGGGUCCGAAGGGGCGUAUUCGGGAAAAGGCAGGGGAGAUUUUGACGGCUUAUUUGAAGGGAAGGCCUGCGUUGGAGGCGGAUGAUCAAUCUGCAUUGACGUAUUUGCUGAGUUCAAAGAAGGAAAAAUUGAUGGGGAAAGUGUAUUUAGAGAGCUCGUACUACUUGCAUGAGAAAAUGAUGGAGAAAUAUGAUCAGCCUCUAAUGGGUGACGAGAGGUGGCCGUUUGUGACGCACUUUGUGGGUUGCAGGCCUUGCGGGAGCCACGCCGACUAUGCGGUGGAGAAGUGCUUGAGAAGCAUGGAGAGGGCAUUCAAUUUUGCAGACAACCAGGUGCUCAGGUUAUAUGGGUUUGAGCAUAGGGGGCUGCUGCGACGAAGCGUCAAGAGGAUCAGGAAUGAGACAACUGCUCCUCUGGAAUUUGUAGACCAGAAUAAUAAUAAUUGGUUAAACAGGAUUGUUAAUAGAAAUUCAAUAAUUUGA
Molecule: messenger RNA, 1164 nt
Organism: Corylus avellana
Lineage: Eukaryota; Viridiplantae; Streptophyta; Magnoliopsida; Fagales; Betulaceae
Source: RefSeq, a predicted model, not a curated record